Messenger RNA from Racocetra persica, 408 nucleotides. The record is from the annotation of a GenBank genome assembly. Lineage: Eukaryota; Fungi; Glomeromycota; Glomeromycetes; Diversisporales; Gigasporaceae.
ACUACGUUAAUUCAAUCGGUUCCUGUUUCUUAUUUUGAUGAUGAAUACACUCUUACUCCGAAAGAUCUCCCGAAUUCAUCUCCCUUAUUAAUUUACUCGGCUUCUGUAGUACCAAAUUCUUAUAUUCCUGAUAAUAAAGGGGUCAGGAAAGUUUUAUGUUGGCAAGGCAUUCAAAAAGAAACUUCUUCUACUGAAUCUCCUCUUUUACAAUCUACUUCGCAGGCUAUUAGUACAGAACCUAACACUAAAACUCCUAUUCACCUUGUGCCUCAUGUAAAUGAAAAUACAACAUUUACUGAUGAUAAUGAUUCUACCGAACUCGUAUAUACUGAUACUCCUGUUCCUCAAAACGAAAAACUUGAUAAUAAUAGAAAGCGUUUAAGGCCACUUUUAUCUGCAAAAAAAUAG